Molecule: messenger RNA, 1093 nt
Organism: Gilbertella persicaria
Lineage: Eukaryota; Fungi; Mucoromycota; Mucoromycetes; Mucorales; Choanephoraceae
Product: Grap2 and cyclin-D-interacting-domain-containing protein
Exons: 2
Coding region: 170-1072 (300 amino acids)
Biological process (GO): regulation of cell cycle
Cellular component (GO): nucleus
Source: RefSeq, a predicted model, not a curated record
AACAAGUCGUGACGGUUUUGUUUAUUUUUUCUUUUUCUUUUUCUUUUUUUUCUUUUGUCUUUCUCGAUAUCAACAUGACGACUGAAGCAGACUUUCAAGGUAUGUUCUGUUAAAGACAUACAUAUUGACUCCCUUUCGCUUGAUAGAGAAAUUAAAUGCAUGCUUUAAAAUGUGCAUGGUCUAUUUAGACGACUUGAAAAAGAAGAGAGAGAUAGAUCAUUCUGAUUUUAAUUCGGUUCAAUUUCAAGAAACAAUAGCCAAUCUUGGAAAGAUCUUGGCUCACAAUGCAACUAAAUUCACCUUGUCUUGUAAACCACCUCGUAAACCUGAUGAUGCUAUCCAUAUGAUCAGCGAAAUCAGUAACACCUUGUACCGUCUUGUUGGAUUCUACAAUACCAUACCCGACCAUGCUGGCAAGAUGUACAAAGACGCUUAUCAAUCUAUGGUGCGAGAAGUACUUCAAGGCCUAGUUGCUCUCUGCAGUAGUUUUAUGACAGAAGAAAAUGCCAGUGAAGUCCGCAAACAUAUGCCUUAUAUGGCCUCCACAGCUGCUCUUUGGGAUACAUGUAAAGCCAUGGAAACGCUACCCAAGAAUAACAAGGAAGCCGUCUUACACGCCUGGGUAAAUCUACAGAGCAUCUUGAAAGAUGCCAAGACAGAAGUCCAUGCUAUUGCAAAUGGUCAAGACGCCUCAGAAGGGUUUGACGAUAAUGAAGAAGAAGAUGAUGCUACAGAUUUAAGUCCAGAAGAAUUAGAGGUGGCUCAACAAUGUGCCAAGCUAGUAGACAUGGCUGUCUUUGUCAUGCAAAAGAUAGAGCGUCGUUGUAUUCGUGAAUCUCCUCAGCCCUCAACACGGUGGUUAGAUGAUAUUUAUACAAAAGCACAUAUAUUAGUGGACGAAACAGAUGUCCUGGUCUCACAGAUCUAUGACGAAGAUGUAUUUACCAUGAAAGAACAAGUCAAGACAUACAUUGAACAUUCCAAAUCACUUGUUCAACUUGCGAAACAACAAGCACCUGAAGAACAUAUGGCAUGGUUCUCUAUGUGUGAAAACAAGUAUGAUGCCUUGUAAUAAACUAAAUUUAAUGAACAA